AUGGAAAAACUUCGUCAAUGUUUACUUCAAAGUGUAACUAAACAAUCAGAUUUAAUUGAAAUAUUUUCAGCUAUUGAUCAAGAUUGUUCUGGUCGUAUAACAUAUGAAGAAUUUCGUGCAGCUAUUAAAGCUCUUCGACUUGGUAUUAAUAAUGAUGAUGAAAUUAAACAACUUUUCCAUCAAUUUGAUUUAACUAAAAAUGGUCAAAUUGAUCUUUCAGAAUUUCUUCAACAAUUAAGACCACCAAUGAAUGAACGACGUCAAAAAGCUGCUUUAAAUGUAUUUAAUUCAAUAGAUGUUGAUAAAGAUGGAACAUUAACAAUAAAAGAUCUUAAAGCUCUUCAUAAUUUUUUAAAUAAAUUUGAUACACGUGGUCAUGAAGAUGGUAUUAUUGAUAAAGAAGAAUUUCUUGGUUUUUGUUCAAUGCUUAGUGCUACAGUGAAAGAAGAUGUUUAUUUCGAACAUGUACUACGAUCAUUAUUUGAUUUUCAUUUUUAA
Molecule: messenger RNA, 498 nt
Organism: Rotaria sp. Silwood1
Lineage: Eukaryota; Metazoa; Rotifera; Eurotatoria; Philodinida; Philodinidae
Source: the annotation of a GenBank genome assembly